This is a messenger RNA of Orussus abietinus, 1369 nucleotides long. RefSeq names its product eukaryotic translation initiation factor 2 subunit 2 (gene eIF2beta). Gene Ontology annotation, biological process: translational initiation; formation of translation preinitiation complex; formation of cytoplasmic translation initiation complex. NCBI's taxonomy places the organism in Eukaryota, Metazoa, Arthropoda, Insecta, Hymenoptera, Orussidae. Bases 160 to 1110 code for a protein of 316 amino acids. Gene Ontology annotation, molecular function: mRNA binding; translation initiation factor activity; translation initiation factor binding. Gene Ontology annotation, cellular component: eukaryotic translation initiation factor 2 complex. The record is from RefSeq and is a predicted model, not a curated record. The transcript is spliced from 6 exons.
UGAAUGUGUCUCGUCGCUGCUCUGACUCACGUUGCUGAACUUGGUCAAACUUGGUUGAACUGGCUAGUGGAUCAAACUUGAUCGAAUCACGAAUUGUUUGAACAUAUAAUUCAAAUUAUUUUCUUUUUAAUCAAAUAAACGUCUAACGGACUAUUUGCAAUGGCUGAAGACGAGUCGAUUUUUGAUCCUACAUUAAAAAAGAAGAAGAAAAAGAAGAAAACAACUUUUGAUCUCGAUUCGGCACUCGUGGAAGGAGGUAGCGUAGGUGAAACAAUAGAACCGUCAUUGGAGAAAGAAAACCAGGAUAUAGAGCCACCCAUUGGAGAAGAUGAUGAAGCGGUGGAUCUGGAAAGUUUUGGUAAAAAGAAAAAGAAGAAGAAGAAGGCUUUUAAUUUGGAUGAACUUGACGUUGCAUUAACCGAUAACAAGGAGGAGCCCAUAGAAAGUCAAAUUGAAGAACCAACAAUAGAUGAUGAUUUUGACCUAGAUAUGGACUUCUCUAAGACCAAGAAGAAGAAAAAGAAGAAAAAGGACCUAGACGAAUUGGUUGCCGAGGAAGAAAGGAAAGAGACGGAAGAUAAGGAAAACGAAGAGGAAACAAGUUUAUGGGUUGGUUCCGACAGGGAUUAUACUUACGACGAGUUACUCGUAAGAGUGUUCAACAUUAUGCGAGAGAAAAAUCCUGAUAUGGUGGCUGGUAAAAAGCAGAAGUUUGUAAUGCGUCCACCUCAAGUAGUACGCAUUGGAACAAAAAAGACUUCCUUUGCUAAUUUUACUGAGAUUUGCAGAACUCUUCAUAGGCAAGCAAAGCAUCUGUUGGACUUUUUACUUGCUGAGUUGGGAACUAGUGGAUCAGUAGACGGUAAUAGCCAGCUAAUUAUUAAAGGUCGCUUCCAACAAAAGCAAAUCGAGAAUGUUUUGAGGAGAUAUAUUAAGGAAUACGUUACGUGUCACACGUGUCGUUCUCCUGACACGAUUCUUCAAAAGGAUACGCGACUGUUCUUUCUACAGUGUGAAACGUGCGGUUCUCGAUGUUCCGUUGCUAGCAUCAAAUCCGGUUUCCAGGCUGUUACUGGCAAACGAGCUGCAAUUCGAGCAAAGACAGCCUAAAGAACGUUCUAUGCCGUUACGUACAUCCAUUCAGAACUUUUUUUCUACAAGAACAAUACUAAUGUUUGUUGAAUAUAUUUACAGUGCUAAGGAAUAACAGAUUAUACAUAAUACGAGUGACAUUUUACACACGGAAAUCGUGAAAAUCAGAUCGGAUUUAACUUAAUUUGUCAUAAAAAUGUACCAAAUUCUUAAUGAAGUUUUGUCCCUUUUCUCAAUGCUCAGAAAAAUAAACGAGUUUUUUAUGUUCUAAAUAUAA